This is a messenger RNA of Lachancea lanzarotensis, 2235 nucleotides long. It is a transcript of the gene ARP5, whose product is annotated as LALA0S04e08944g1_1. The transcript has a single exon. The coding region runs from base 1 to 2235 and encodes 744 amino acids. Gene Ontology annotation, cellular component: cytoplasm; Ino80 complex. NCBI's taxonomy places the organism in Eukaryota, Fungi, Ascomycota, Saccharomycetes, Saccharomycetales, Saccharomycetaceae. Gene Ontology annotation, biological process: regulation of DNA-templated transcription. The record is from RefSeq and is a predicted model, not a curated record.
AUGUCGCGAGAACAAAGCUUAGCACCAUUAACAGCGAAUCCAUUGAGAGAGCCUGAUCUUUCGCUAGAACCUGAACCAUUCGAUGAUCCGGCCAAUUACAAUCCGGAGACCCCAAUUGCAAUUGAUUUUGGCUCCAGCCAAGUGAGAGCUGGGUUCGGAGACCAGAAAAACCCUAGUCACAUUUUUGACAACCGGAUUGCAAGAUGGAGAGACCGUAGACGAAACAAAAACCUAACAUUUAUUGGAAACGAUACUAAUCUGGAUUUAAGCGUAAGAUUGCAAGCGAAGAGCCCGUACGACGGUGCAAUUGUGUCGAACUGGGACUACACGGAGGAGAUUUUGGAAUACACGUUCCAUCAUCUGGGUGUGAACGGAGAAGAUGGGGUUCCAAAUCCUAUUUUAAUGACAGAAAACCUUGCGACACUGCAAUCUCAGCGACAGAAUUUCUAUCAAUUGCUUUUCGAGUGCUUUGGAUCGUCCCAGGUCACUUUUGGACUAGAUAGUCUUUUCUCAUUUUACGCAAAUAACGAUCCAUCAGCUUCAGGUUUGGUCAUUAGUAGCGGUAACGAGGAUACGCAUGUAAUACCGGUUGUGGAAGGUAAAGGCGUACUUUCCGAAGCUAAGCGAAUAAAUUGGGGCGGUCGUCAGGCGGCAGAUUAUUUGUCGAAUAUGCUGGCUAUGAAGUACCCAUAUUUUCCUAUCAAACCGACCACUUCUCAGUUCGAAGUACUUUAUCGCGACUAUUGCUACGUUUCGGAGGACUACCAAGCUGACAUUCAAACAAUUCUCACGAUGGAGGAACUUGAGACGAAGAAUAUCGUCGUUGAGGCUCCAUUUUCAGAGUUAGUUCAGCCCGAGAAGAGUGAGGAAGAGAUUCGUCUUCAAGCGGAAAAACGAAGAGAAACUGGUAAGAGACUUCAAGAGCAAGCUCGUCAACGACGCGUCGAGAAAUUGGCUCAAAAAGAAGAAGAAUAUGAAUAUUAUACACAGCUACAAGAGCAAAUGAAGGAUCAGCCCAAAAAAGCCGUCCUAUCAAGUUUGCAAAGUGCUGGGUUCGAUGAUGAGCAAGACUUCAGGAAAUACGUUAGUGGGCUAGAAAAGACCUUGAAGAAAGCUCAGGUCAUCGAUAAUGGCAAUGAAGACAAUGAGAACGAGACGGAUAAAUUUGACCUUGUUGAAAUUCCAGAUGAGCAACUCAACGAAGAUCAGAUACGAGAAAAGAGAAAACAAAGACUCAUGAAAGCUAAUCUGGACGCUAGGAUCAAGGCUAAGGAGGAAAGAAUAAGGAAAGAAAUGGAAGAGGAAGAAGCGAGACUUAAGGACGAAAGUUGGCGGAAAGAUGACCUUUCUGGCUGGGUAAAAAACAAACGAAGCAAACUCAAUGCCUUAUUGAAGUCAAGAAAAGACAAGUUGAAAAUAAAGUCAGACAUGAAGGACAGAAAGUCUCAUGCUGCGCAGAAACGGAUGAAGAACAUUGCCACACUUGCUGAAGAAAAUUCCCGCGGUGGUACAAAAAGAUCACGUCAACCAGCUACGGUCGACAAUGAUCCCAAUGAUACUUUUGGUGCAAAUGAUGAGGACUGGCUGGUUUACAAUGAUAUCACUUCGAGUGCUGAAGCGCUCGAUCAGUCUAUUGAAGAGGAGUAUAACGUCAUAAUUGAGCUAGAGAGACUUCUCUUGGAGUACGAUCCCAACUUUACUGAAGAGGAUACUCUCGAUGCACAAUAUGACUGGCGUAAUUCCACUUUGCAUUUAUUUUUGAGAGGACCAAGGCCACAUAACAGCGAAAAUAUCAAUGAGCAACAUCAGAUGCACCUCAAUGUUGAGCGAAUGAGGGUCCCUGAGGUUAUCUUUCAACCGUCAAUGGGAGGUUUGGACCAAGCUGGAAUAACAGAGAUAGGAGAAACGAUACUUUUGAACAAGUUUGGUUCGAGCAGGCGAUCAUUGAGCGAAGUAAGCAGGCGGCUAGCCAUGAAUAUCUUUCUGACUGGAGGAAAUGUCAAAGUGCCGGGGACAAGAGAGAGAGUAGUUCGCGAGUUCACCGGAUUUCUUCCGAUUGGUACUGACUUAAAUGUCACACUUGCCGAAGAUCCGUCGGUAGAUGCCUGGAAAGGUAUGGUAAAACUUUCCCGGUCAGAGACUUACAAAGACACCUUCGUAACAAGACAUGAAUACGAAGAAUACGGCGCGGACUACAUAAAAGAGCAUAGAUUAGGUAACGCUACGUACCUGUGA